Messenger RNA from Ahaetulla prasina, 10083 nucleotides. It is a transcript of the gene WNK3, whose product is annotated as WNK lysine deficient protein kinase 3. Bases 405 to 9293 code for a protein of 2962 amino acids. Gene Ontology annotation, cellular component: cytosol; cytoplasm. The record is from RefSeq and is a predicted model, not a curated record. Gene Ontology annotation, biological process: positive regulation of potassium ion import across plasma membrane; intracellular signal transduction; positive regulation of sodium ion transmembrane transporter activity. The transcript is spliced from 26 exons. Lineage: Eukaryota; Metazoa; Chordata; Lepidosauria; Squamata; Colubridae. Gene Ontology annotation, molecular function: chloride channel inhibitor activity; potassium channel inhibitor activity; protein serine/threonine kinase activity.
GUUCUUUCUUAUAAGGAGGUGGGGGUCUUUUCUCCCUUGAAUGCAGUGAGCAUCCUCCAGCUCCUCUUUGCCGCGUCCAUGGGGUUUGUUUGAGAGGAGUCCACAGAGAUGGAGAGAUGUAUUCCCCUUGGCGUUGACCCAAACCUUAAACAUUUGGAGCUACUGCUUCUUCCACCUAAGAAUACAAAUUGGAAACUAAUUUCAACUUCAACAAUGGGAUAUUGAAUAAUUAUUGAUCAAGCAGGCUGUUUUCUCAUCAGGGAUUUCUUUAAGGUUGCUAUGGGAAUCUUAUGAUAAUCUGAGAGGAAGUAAGUCCUAAUAAUAUUCCAGUUAUUCAUGAUGUGCCUGGAGUGAAGAGGAAGGGAAACACUUCAUAUAUCUAAGUGCCAAGGCUCUGCUGUGUCAUGGCUACAGACUCUGGUGAAUCAGCCAGCACAGAAGAAUCAGAGAAACCUGAUGGAGUUUCUUUGGAAUGUAUGAAUCCUUCUGUUGAUGCUACUUUGACCAUGGAGGCCAGGACCAAAGAGGGGCUUAGCACACCUGCCUCUGGGGCAAUUGUAGAAAGAAAAAGGUUUUUCCGAAAAAGUGUGGAGAUAGUGGAGGAUGAAAAGGACUUGGAACUUACUCCACGGAAUGAGCAAGAACAAUUUAUCUUGGGUGAUCAGAGGAUGAUCCAUCUUUCUGCCAGUAUACUUGUGGCUGAGCAAGAAGCCAGAAAUGAGCAAAACUCAAAGGUGAUUAUGGAAGCCACGAAGGAAAGGACAAAGAAGGAGAUAGAAGAGGAAGCAGAGAUGAAGGCUGUGGCUACAUCACCUGGUGGAAGAUUUCUGAAAUUUGACAUUGAGUUGGGAAGAGGAGCUUUCAAAACUGUCUUCAAGGGUCUGGACACAGAAACCUGGGUAGAAGUUGCUUGGUGUGAACUGCAGGACAGGAAGCUGACCAAAGCAGAACAGCAGAGGUUCAAAGAAGAAGCUGAAAUGCUGAAGGGACUACAACACCCCAACAUUGUCCGAUUUUAUGAUUCUUGGGAAUCAACUGUUAAAGGAAAGAAGUGUAUUGUAUUGGUAACUGAACUGAUGACAUCUGGAACAUUGAAAACGUAUUUAAAGCGUUUCAAACUCAUGAAGCCAAAGGUGUUGAGGAGCUGGUGCCGACAGAUUUUAAAAGGGCUACAUUUUCUGCAUACAAGGACUCCUCCUAUCAUUCAUCGUGAUUUGAAAUGUGACAACAUCUUCAUCACAGGACCUACUGGUUCAGUGAAGAUAGGGGACUUGGGACUUGCCACCUUAAUGCGCACUUCAUUUGCAAAGAGUGUUAUUGGAACUCCUGAAUUCAUGGCUCCUGAGAUGUAUGAAGAACAUUAUGAUGAGUCGGUGGAUGUCUAUGCUUUUGGAAUGUGCAUGUUAGAGAUGGCAACUUCUGAAUACCCAUAUUCUGAAUGUCAGAAUGCAGCUCAGAUCUACAGAAAAGUAACCAGUGGCAUUAAACCUGCUAGUUUUAAUAAGGUGACAGACCCAGAAGUAAAAGAGAUAAUUGAAGGUUGCAUUCAGCAGAACAAGUCUGAAAGGCUCUCCAUCAAAGACCUCUUGAACCAUGCUUUCUUUGCGGAAGACACAGGUCUCAGAGUGGAGCUGGCAGAGGAGGAGGAGGAGGGGCUGCAUUCCUCUUUGGCUUUGAGACUUUGGGUAGAAGAUCCCAAGAAGCUGAAAGGGAAGCACAAAGACAACGAAGCAAUAGAGUUCAGUUUCAAUAUGGAAACAGAUAUCCCAGAGGAAGUGGCUUGCGAAAUGGUGAAGUCUGGAUUCUUCCAUGACAGCGAUUCUAAAGCUGUGGCUAAAUCCAUUCGUGAUCGUGUCACCCUAAUCAAGAAGACUCGGGAGCAAAGGCAGGUGGGCAACCUGGAGGAAAGAAGGGACUCUCAAAGUCAGCUUCCAAGUGGACUGCCAUUACUUCAGCCGCAAGGCUCAUCCUUCACCCCACCUUCUCAGCAAAGCAAAACUGAGUGUGAGGAAACAGAGGUUGAUCAACAUGCCAGACAACACAUCCUUCAACAAAUGCAGCACAGCAUUUCCCUCACUGGUGACAACUUGUCUGAGGCAGGAGCAGGAGCAGUUAUACUGUCAGAUCCCUCUAGCCAACAUAAUCUGGCAUUUUCCACGGAACACAUGAUGGGCACUCAGCAAGUCCCCAAUCUCUCACAAACUGAAAACAGCAGUGUUCAAGGGCACAUAUAUACUUCUCAACAGCUAAUGGAGCAUUAUCAGUCCAAUGCAGGGGUGCAGCCCGCGUUGCCAACAAAUAUGGCUCACCCUGGUGUUUUACCAUUAAUCCAGACUCAGCCUUCAGGUCUACCUACUCACAAUUUGGCACCUCCUGCAACUCUCCAAGCCCAAACCUCUCCUCUUGCAGCUCAACAAUUCCCAUCAAGGAUGCCUCCAGAUUCACAGGUAUCCUACAAUGCAGAAAAUCAAGCUUUGGAUGGAUCCAUCAUGGGAGUUCCUCAGCAGAUGUUGACAAUAACUUCUCCUCAGAAUAUACCUGCCUCACAGGUGGGGAAUCAACACAUGCCAACAAGCAUGCAGUUAACCUCUGCUGCUAGACUUGGUAGUCAGGCUACAGCUGCUGUGGGAUCGGUGGAAUUAGAGACUGCUCCUGCCAAUUUGGUAUCUGCCAGUCAGUCCCCUGUGCUACAUGGGCAGCCUUCGGUUCAAUAUGUCAACAACAUACAAGUUCUUCAGUCAGUUCCACAAGGAGUUAGACUUAUUCAACAACCCAAGCAAGUUUCACAGCAGGUGCCAUCGACACAGCAAGCACAGCAAGUUCCUCAGCAGGUGGCAUCUAUGCAGCCAAGCCAGCAAAUGGUUCCACAAAUGACAUCAUCUUCACAGCAGGUUUCUCAGCAAAUUGCAGCUAUGCAGCAGAUUCCCCAGAAGCUAAUGACUAUGCAGCAAUCUCAGCAGGUAGCAUCUAUGCAGCCACCUCAACCAGGGGUGUCCUUGCAGCAACCACAGCAAAUUCACCAGCAAGGGAUGCCUAUGCAGCAGUCUCAGCAAGUUCCUCAACAAGCGACAUCUAUACAGCAAAGCCUAACUGUUCCACAUGUAGCUUCUACUCAGCAGAUUCUAGAGCAGCCUCAGAAAAUUUCCCAACAGUCGGCAUCCAUACACCAGCCUCCGCAAGUUCCUCAGCAAAUUCUCCAACAAGUGGCAUCAGUGCAGCAGCCCCAGCAGAAUCCUCAACAAGUAACAUCCACACCGCAGCCUCAUCUUAUUCCUCAGCAGGUUCCUCAACAAGUAACAUCCACACUGCAGCCCCAUCUUAUUCCUCAGCAGGUUCCUCAACAAGUGACAUCCAUACAGCAGCCACACCAUAUCCCUCAGCAGGUUCAACAGCAGGUGACACCUUUACAGCAAUCACAGCAAAGUCCUCAACAGGCAGCAGCCAUGCAACAACCUCAACAGGUUCCGCAGCAGGUGACAUCCAUGCAACAACAGCACAUUAUACAGCAGGUGACAGCCAUACAGCAGCCACAAGGUCCUCCACAGGCAGCAUCUAUACAGCAGCCACAGCAUAUUCUUCAGCAAGUUCCACAGCAGAUGACAACCAUACAGCAGCAACAACAACAACAAGGUCCUCAACAGGAGGCAUCUAUACAACAGCCACAGCAUAUUUUUCAGCACGUUUCACAACAGGUGACACCCAUACAACAGCCACAACAAGGUUCUCAGCAAGGAGCAUCCAUACAGCAACUACAGCAUAUUCCUCAGCAGGUGACACCCAUACAGCAGCCACAACAAAGUCUUCAACAGGUUCCACAGCAGGUGACUCCUAUGCAGCAACCACAACAAGGAUCUCAACAGGCCGUAUCCAUACAGCAGCCACAGCACAUUCCUCAGCAGGCUCCUCAGCAGGUGGCACCCAUACAGCAACCACAAGUAUCUCAACAGGCAGCAUCCACACAGCAACUACAGCAUAUUCCUCAGCAGGUGACAUCCAUACAGCAGCCACAACAUAUUUCCCAACAGGUGACAUCCAUACAGCAGCCACAACAUAUUCCCCAACAGGUGACAUCCAUACAGCAGCCACAGCAUAUUCCUCAGCAGGUCCCACAACAGGUGACACCCAUACAGCAGCCACAACAAGGAUCUCAACAAGCAGCAUCCAUACAGCAGCCACACCAUUUCCCCCACCAGGUGACAUCCAUACAACAGCAACAGCUUAUUCCACAACAGGUGACACCUAUGCAGCAACCACAACAAAACCCUCAACAGGUGGCCUCCAUACAACAGCCACAACAUAUUCUUCAUAUUCCACAGCAGAUGACAUCCACACAGCAGCCACAGCAGGUUCCUCAACAGGCAACAACCAUGCAGCAGUCCCAGCAAAUGGCAACUGUUCAGGCACAACAAGCAUCAUCUAUACAGCAGCCACAGCAAGUUCCACAGCAGAUGAUAUCUAUACAGCAGCCACAGCAAGGACACCCACAAGUUACACAACAGGUGGCAUCCGUGACUCAACCCCAGCAUGCUCCUCAGCAAGUUCUCCAGCAGGGGACAUCAAUGCAAAUGGCACCAGGGCUGCAAUCUCAGCAAGUUGCCAAUCAGCAGAUUGGAUCCCUGCAGAUUCCACAGCAGGUAGCCUCCAUGCAGCAAGUUACACAGCAUGGGGCCUCCUCGCAGCAACCUCAGCUGGUUUCCCAACAGGUGGCAUGUGGGCAGCCAACUUCACAAUCUCAACAUACUGCACCCGUUCAUCAGGUCUCUGCUGUACCACAACAAAUGACACUGAUGCAGCAGGUCUCACAUUGCCCAGAAAUAUCCCUAGAUACUUUGGGGCCUCAACAAGAACAGCAAAUGACUCAGAUACACCAUUCUACAAAUCAGCAUCCUUGUGUAAUGCAACAUACGUUAUUUCACAUGCCUCCACAACAGCAGAAAGAAGAGCAGUUUGUUCUCUCUUCUGAUUCCAAAGAUCCAUUGCCAGCUGUCUCUCAGCAAGACAUGGAAAAGCAUCAGCAAUCUGAAUUCUCAGGUUCAAUUUCAGAAAAGGAGGCUUAUUCCAUCCAGACCCAGUAUCAGUUGCAAAUCCAGGAACAAAUGAUAUACCCAGCACAAUCCCCACACAACCCACCAGUUUCAGAGCAGCUGCAACACCAAGUAGAGCCAACUAACCAGCUGCAGGAUCCAGAGCAAGCCGCAUGUCAGAUGCAUGUCACUUAUACAGCACAGGGUUCAAAUCAGGCGCCUUGCCCAGAGCCAUUGAUUUAUGCAGCUUCUGGAGUAUAUUCAGGACAUUCUUUGGACCAGUCAGCGUAUGUUUAUCAAGGGCAGGCAGCAUAUAUAACUCAACCAACCUAUAUGGCUCAACCUCCAGAGAUUCAGCAAGCUCAUUUAGCAGUACGGAAUACUGAUCAGUCAAGUUUUGCUGUGCAUUCACCUGAUCAGUCAUUACACCUGUCAAAGGAUGGAGAUGCUGGCAACCUGGAAUUGCAGAUUGGUUCUACACAGUCCACAAAAACUCAUCCUUACCCUUCUGAGCCACAUCUGCCGGAACCAACAGUAUAUCUUAUUCAGCAAGAUUCUAGCAUGGGCCACCAGCAGCUGCACCCACCACAUGUGGCACAUAAAAUUGCAGAAGGACAACAGUCAGGGCCACAGGCACCUUUUGCCUCAUCUCAGCCAUCUUUCACACCACAAAUGCAAUCACAAUCUCCUUAUCAGGAGUUUAGCCAGCAACCUAUUACUCAGCCGCAGAAAGCCACAAUCCCUCAGUCUGCCCUUGAUACAUUACAGACCGUAACUUCUGUAUCAGAACAGUCAGAACAAGUUUAUACAAUGCAACAAUCUUUGGAUGUGUCAGGACUGUUGAAUCAUGCUCCUCUCCUCCAACAGUCUCAGACGUUUCAACCAAUUGACAAUAACCAACAGUUUAUUCCUCCACCAAUACCAGCAUACAUUCAACAGCAGCCAGUAUGUCAGAACUCAGUUUUAACUGCAGAAUUGAUUGUCCAGGAGCAGAUUCCUUUUAAGAAUUCUAUGGCAGCUUCUUUGAACCAGCAAACAGCAUUUAUUGCUGUGAAUGAACCAAACCAAGAGUAUCAUCAAGGACAAGACAUUCCACAGGUUUCCAUCUCAGUAUCAGAUGAACAUGAACAUCAGCCAGCAGUUCAAAAACAAGAGUCUAGUCAAGGCUUGGUACAGGACCUUCCAAAGGAAGGUGUGACUGGCUGUGACCUUCCAUGUGGAAAUGGAAAACAAGAUAAGAGCAAACAGAGAAGGACCUCAUGUGCCCGAUCAGAGAAGGGAACCAAAUUUCAACUCACAGUACUGCAGGUAUCAACAUCUGGAGACAAUACUGUUGAGUGCCAACUGGAAACACAUAACAACAAGAUGGUUACAUUUAAAUUUGAUGUUGAUGGAGAUGCUCCAGAGGACAUCGCUGAUUACAUGGUUGAAGAUAAUUUUGUAUUGGAAAAUGAGAAGGAUAAAUUUGUUGAUGAGCUGAGAGCUAUUGUUUGCCAGGCUCAAGACAUCAUUUCUAGUCUUCCUAUUGAAGAGCGAGCCGCUGGCAUGGAAUCUGCUCCUUCUGAUCCAAACAACUGCCAAACAGGAUCUUCUGAACAAGUUCAGAUAAAUCCAGCAUCUACUCAAAGUGGCAGUGAUGCUGCUCCCCAGUCAUCCCCUGUUGGCCGCUGGAGGUUUUGCAUCAACCAAACAAUAAAGAACAGAGAAACCCAGACGUCUUAUAUCCCAGUACAGUCAAUGAAAACUUUUCAAGGAUGUCAGACAACAGAUUACAUAAAGGAAAGUACAAAAGAAGAGACACCCAAAGAUUGUUCACAACCUGUGGACAAUCUCAAUAGCCAACAUAAGCCUAGCCCUUCUUUCAGUUCAGAAGAUUUGACAAGUGACAGUGUGAUAUUUGAACCCCAAAUUUUGGAACCUGACCUUUCAACCCUUUCUCUUGAAGCAGAAGGCAGCACAGAUAAAUUACCAUCUGCCUCUACAGGGGACAAUACUGAUGUUACUACUUACGAUUCAGAAGCUUGGCUGGACCCUUUGCCAGCAGAGACUCAGUAUAAUGGAGCUCCCCUAUCUUCAUAUGUACCUCAUCCAGCAUCUGUUGUGAAUGAGUUGAAUUUGUCCACAGAAGCCUUUGAAUCCACAUCAAUGUCUUGUCAGACCUCGAUCACUGAGGAAGCAGAACAUGUAAUAAAUGCUGAGCAAGCAGCUGCUUUGGCCCAGACUCCAAGUCAGGAAGGAAUUGCCUCCUCAUCUAUUCUGGAAUCAGACAGUGAGGGUCCCCCUAAGAUCGAUUUUGUUGACAACAACAUCAAAACUCUGGAUGAAAAGCUGCGGACACUUCUGUAUCAGGAGCACAGCUUGUCAGGCACUUCUCCAGAGAGCCAAAAAGACACACAGAGUGCAGUGGAGUCUCCAUUUUCCUCAUCUGCUGAAGAUACUUUUCCCUGCCCUGGACCUGAAACACAAGACACUAAUUCCCCCCAAGAAACCGAUCCCCAAGCUGCACUCAUUCCAUCCGGAAGUCAUCCUGAUAGCUUGCCAGUGAUGAGGCAAGAGGCCAGAGUUAUUACCUCUGCUCCCAGGGAUUUCUGCGGACAUGAGAUGUCCUUGGAGGCUUCAUUUCCUGAGAAUCCUGUGGCUUGUCCUGCUUCAGAAUCAAGUGGUGGAGCUGUGCACCUGCAUGCAGGAGGUGGAUAUUUUGGCCUAAGCUUUACUUGCCCUAGUCUCAAAAACCCUAUUAGCAAGAAAUCCUGGACUCGCAAAUUAAAAAGCUGGGCAUACAGGCUACGGCAGACCAGCUUUUUCAAGAGAUCAAAAGUCCGGCAAGCAGAGGAGAUGACGGUUGAUGUUGCUUCUGACUGGAUUUCUCUUUCUGAGCAAGCAACCAGAGAGAAUAAAGCAUUUGGUCAUGCUAAAUCUGUAGGUGGAUCAUUCCAGCGAGGCAGAUUUCAGGUCAUCACAGUUCCACAACAGUUGUCCACAGGUGUUUCAGAAAGUGAACUCUCUGAGAUGUCUCCUUCCUUGGAACUUGGAACAGAAGAAGGCUGCCCCAGAGGAACAGAAAUGGCUAUCUUGCCCAGUGCCCUGGGUGAAACAGAUGCAUGUUGCACCACCUCUGAACAACAGGAAGUGGAAGAAACCUCUGCUACUGCAAGCAGUGUGCAGUCCUGCUCAGAGCCAUGGUCUAAAGGUGAUGUGAUCCAGAAGCAGCCUAGUUCUGACAGUGAACUUUCUGCACCCAUGGGUGGUGGCAGCAUAGAAGGCUGGGAGUCAAACCAGCAGUCUCAAGAGGAAAGGGGCAGCACCCACCCAAAGAGGCGUAGUUCUCUUUUUUACUCGGCAUCUUCUCCAAUGAGUAGUGAUGAUGAAUCUGAAAUUGAAGAUGAGGACCUGAAAUUGGAGCUACAGCGUUUGCGGGAGAAGCACAUCCAAGAAGUAGUCAGCCUGCAAGCUCAACAGAACAGGGAGUUGCAGGAGCUAUAUGAACGUCUUCGCUCCAUCAAAGAUAGCAGGUCAGAAUCCUCUGACUUCUCCCUGCAACUGUCAUCCCCACGGCGGCCUAAAUCUUUCAAAAGCAAGCUGCGCAGCCGGCCACAAUCUCACUCUCAUGUCGACAAUGGCAUUGUUGCUGCUGAAUGCUGUUGUGCAACCACUGCUGCCUCUGUGAUUGACUAUCAGUUGAGCAUUCAAGCCCAUUUGCUGCAUCAAAGCUGUUCACAAGCAGAAAGUAACCAAGAACAACUCUGCAUCGUGAGUAGCACUGCCUCUUGUCAGCAGACAACAGCCAGUAAAAAAGGAAUGUUCACGGAUGAUUUGCAUAAACUGGUAGAUGACUGGACUAAAGAAAAGGUGGGAAACUCCCUCAUCAAGCCAAGCCUCAAUCAAAUCAAACAGAACAAGCACCGGCUGGAUACUGACAGCUGGAGCAAAGUAUAUGAGACAACAGCAUCUACUGUGGGCUACACCUCCACAUGGAUUUCCUCACUUUCCCAGAUCCACGGGACUGUACCAGCUGCUUUACCCCAAGGACUUCCCCUGUCACCCUUUUCUGGCACACUAUCGCCAUAUGGAAUACCACAUUUGUGCCAGUAUAACACCAUCGCAGGAACAACUUACCCAGUGCAAUGGAUGGGCAUUUCUGGGACAACUCAACAAUCUGUCGUGGUCCCUGCCCAGACAGUGGGACCCUUUCAACCAGGGAUCAGCAUGCCAGCAUUUCCAGCAUCACCCGUGCAAAACCCAGCUCCCAUUCCCCCAAGUCCCAAAUGAAGAUGGAUAGCAAAAGAAUGCUAGAUAUGGGGACUGUGCCUAUCUCUCAUGACUCCAUUCCUCUGCCUUGCAUUCUGCUGCCUGGAUUUGGAGGUGAAUUCCCCAGUGCAGUGAUGUGGGAAUGGUAGGAGAUUGUCUUUGCAUUCUCCUCUUUGAAUACUUGAUUUCAUUUUCUUUAGGGGAUUUUUUUAAGUACUUGAGAGAGCUUUGGCCUGUACAUCUCUUUGUUCCUGAGAUGGCCAGUAUGCCAUGUGCUGCUUAUUAAUAAGCCUUCCCUGUCAUUCCUGCCCCAUAUCCAUUGUUUGCUUUUGUGACAACUGUUUUUUGAAGUUGGUAGUAUCUCUUCUUGGAUUAUACACUUACUAGCAUUUGAACUAAUUUACAGAAUGGAAGGGAUCAGCAGAGAAGAAUGACAUUUAUAUUCACAUUAUUGUUAUGUUUCCAUUUAGUUUCAUUGGCAGCUCAGACUACAGGCUAACUAAGGAUUAAAAAAAAUAUUUGAUUUUAGUUUGUUUAGUUGAAUUCUAUCGUGAACUCUUCCUUCCUCUGUCCCAGAGAUAGGACUUUUGGAAGUGAAGCACUCCUGAAAGAUGAGGCAUACAGUUGCUGCCUUCUCUUUGAUUUGGGAAAGCUGUCCUGGACAAUUCAGAACUAUUUGUAGAAUGCAACUAGAUGUCCUUACACACAUUGUAUUCCGUAGUUACAUUGGAAUGUUGGCCUGGUUUAUUGUACCUGUGUUGGGAAUCUUGAGUUUUUUAAAAAAGUUAUUUUGCAGCUGAUACAAAUCUUA